GAUACUGUUGUCCGCCGAUAGCGCGUGCUGUACGCUGCGCUCAGGAUAUGCUUGUUCUUUAGUGGCGUUUUGAGCAAGGCGGUAAUCGCAAACAUAUUUAACAGUUCUUUUACGUCGACCGUUCGUUGUGCAGCAAAUAAGGUAUUUACAGUUAUUCAUCAAAAUGCCAGCUCUACUGGCAGAACACCCUGGCUGCACACGUGCACAAAUUGAAGAUUUUCCAUCUCAACCGUCCCUCAAGAACAUACAAAAUUCUUUCUACGGCCGUUUGCCAAAACAACAACAUGCCUCUCUACAAGAAAUCGCAAAGGCGCACAUCGAAAGCUUUAAUUGGGCAAUGGAAGAAGGUUUACAGCUUGCACUAAAUGAAAUCAAUCCUUUGGAGUUUAUGAUAGGAAAAUCUCGGGUAAAGAUGAUUAUAUCGAAAGCUGAAGUUUACCAUCCCGCUGUUAGUCGUCUCGCUGGCAACUGUCGGAUACUACAGGUCUACCCAAAAGAAUGUCGUAUACGCCGCAUAUCAUACCGGGGGAAGUUAGAUUUGACACUCGACUGGUGGAUGAAUGGAAUCAAGCAAGAGCCGAUCAAAAGAACUUGUGGCGAGAUACCGAUCAUGGUGAAAUCACUGAAGUGCAAUCUUUACGGUCUAGAUCCAGAGCAGUUAGUCGAACGCGGAGAAGAGAUGGAAGAAUUCGGUGGCUAUUUCGUCGUCAAUGGAAAUGAAAAGGUUAUCCGGCUGCUCAUUAUGCAACGACGAAACUACCCUAUAGCGAUGGCAAGAAACGGCUGGAAAAAUCGUGGUUCAAUGUUUUCAGAGUUUGGGGUAUCGUUACGUAGUUGCCGCCGAGAUCAAAGUGCCCAAAAUAUGGUUCUCCAUUAUCUUACCAACGGGACAGUGCAGGUCAUGAUCACGUAUCGAAAAGAAGUGUACUUUGUGCCAGCUGUUUUGCUAUUGAAGGCGCUCGUUAACAAAAGCGACUACGAUAUUUAUCGGACCCUUACUCAAGGGUGUGAGAACGACUCAUUCUAUAAAGGUUGCAUCACAAACAUGCUCCGGUUGGUCCAAAACGAAAACAUCUUAACCCAUCAAGAUGCAAAGGAAUUUAUUGGAGAUAAAUUUCGUAUUAAAAUGUAUGUGGCUGAGUGGAGCUCGAACGCAGAUGUUUGUGACCAGCUCCUUAAACGAUGUGUGUGUGUUCAUCUCGACAGUAACGAAGAUAAGUUCAACCUUAUGUGUUUUAUGGUACGAAAACUCUUCGCCGUUGCAAAAAACAAAUGUGCUCUGGAGAGUGCAGAUUCGACAAUGAAUCAGGAAUUACUUUUGCCAGGGCACAUCUAUCUUCAUAUUCUCAAGGAGAAGAUAGAAGGUUUGCUUGUCGGUGUGAAGAUCAGCAUUGACAAAAAGAUCCAGCGAUGUGGCGGCGACCCUAACUUACUUACAAUUAACUACUCAUUCAUGUCUAACGCGCUAGGACAGGCUGGCGAUGUAACAAAUGCCAUGAACUACUUUCUAUCGACAGGAAACCUAGUCUCAAAGACCGGUCUUAGCCUUCAACAGACCUCAGGCUUUACGAUACUAGCGGAGAAGCUUAACUUUUGGCGUUAUCUCGCACAUUUCCGCUGUGUACACAGAGGUUCGUUCUUCAUGGAAAUGCGAACAACAACAGUACGUAAGUUACUUCCUGAAGCAUGGGGCUUCAUCUGUCCAGUGCAUACGCCUGACGGAGGUCCGUGUGGUUUGCUGCUCCACCUGAGUGCUAUGUGUGAAGUUGUUGUAAAAGUCUUCUCGACUGCUACGAUUGAAACAACGCUACGGUCACUUGGUAUGAUCGCAAUCGGGUCUCUUACAGAACCUGAUUAUGAAAGCUCGUAUCAAGUUCAGUUGGAUGGAAGAUGCAUAGGUUGGGUAUCUGAAGAUGACAUCGAACAAUUGCAUGUAACACUACGAUACCUAAAGGCCACCGGUGAAGCAAACAUUCCGCCCACGUUAGAGAUUUGUGUCAUCCCGAGAACGGAACAAAAUUCAUUAUUUCCUGGUCUGUAUAUCUUUUCUACGCCUGCACGGAUGAUGCGUCCAGUGUUGAAUAACCGUACUCAGACAGUUGAGUGGAUUGGCACACUCGAGCAGGUACAUAUGGAUAUCUGUGUCAUUGCGGAAGAGGCACAUGAGUUGACGACGCAUCAAGAGCUACGCGAGACGGCCAUGCUGUCAGUGCUCGCCAACCUAAUUCCUUGGCCUGAUUUCAACCAAUCACCGCGUAACAUGUACCAGUGUCAGAUGGGAAAGCAAACAAUGGGAUCACCCAUGCAUACCUUCCGCUAUCGUGCGGACAACAAGCUGUAUCGACUGAUGUACCCUCAGAGCGCGCUUGUGAGGCCAACAUCUUAUGAUCAUUUCCAAAUGGACGAGUACCCAUCGGGAACGAAUGCUGUUGUUGCCGUAAUAUCGUACACGGGAUACGAUAUGGAAGAUGCUAUAGUUUUGAACAAAAUGAGUGUUGAGCGCGGAUUUAAGGCCGGUGUAGUAUAUAAAACAGAAACGAUCAAUUUGCGUAAGUUAUCUGGGGAUGUGGGAGUCCAGACAUCGUGCGUUUUUGGUCGAAAGGCAGGAGAUUCUGAGUUACAGAAAUUUGUAGAUGUUGAUGGCCUGCCAUACAUCGGCAGCAGGGUAGUACAGGGAGAUCCGGUAUGUGCAUAUAUAAAUUUGACCACGGGACAACUGAAGACUGUAAGGUAUUACUCGACCGAGCCAGCAAUCGUGCAUGAAGUGAAAAUUCUUGGUAAUGAUUCCGGUACAGACACCCUCCAACAAAUCCAGUUGACGUAUCUUAUUGAUCGAACGCCAAUGAUCGGAGAUAAGUUUGCUUCACGAGCAGGCCAAAAAGGUAUCUGUUCGGCCCUCUGGCCUACAGAGAGCAUGCCAUUCACAGAUAGUGGUAUGGUUCCAGAUAUAAUCUUUAAUCCGCACGGAUUUCCAUCUCGAAUGACUAUCGGUAUGGUUGUUGAAUCGAUGGCUGGUAAAUCCGCUGCACUACAUGGCUACGUUCAUGAUGCUUCUCCAUUCAAGUUCUCAGAGGAAUAUCCCAGCUCAGCGUAUUUUGGGGAACUUCUGCAACGGGCAGGCUAUAAUUAUUAUGGCACCGAAAGGAUGUACUCCGGUGUUGAUGGUCGCGAAAUGGAGGCAGACAUAUUCUUUGGAGUGAUUUACUAUCAACGGCUACGUCAUAUGGUUGCUGACAAAUACCAGGUACGAACAACGGGUCCAGUCGACUCGUUAACGCGACAGCCCGUUAAAGGACGCAAGCGAGGUGGUGGGAUCCGUUUUGGUGAAAUGGAAAGGGAUUCAUUGUUAGCGCACGGCACAGCUUUUUUGUUGCACGAUCGGCUUUUCAACUGUUCUGAUAAAACUCUGUGUCAGGUAUGUGCGACAUGUGGAAGCAUUAUAUCCCCAUUGUAUGCUAAACCAGAGAACUCGGUGGUGCGUGUAUGGACCUGCUCCGAUUGCAAAAGCACAAAAAACAUUGUCGUCAUCCCCAUACCUUACGUAUUCAGGUAUCUUGCUGCUGAAAUGGUUUCGAUAAACAUGAAGAUUAAAAUGGAUGUGAAAUCGCUUGAGCAAUAUAGGAUGAAAGAAUAUUAAAUUAUCUGUAUAUUUCGUACAUUAGUGUUUAAAUAAUAUUAUUAUGUGCAAAAAGCACCGUUUUGACGUGAUCGAAAUAAUACCCGCGUCACAAACAUCACAAGGGUUACCGCAGCCCUCAACUGGUUAACUGUUACGUUACUGUUCAAUAAUGCUCGUACGUUUAUUGUAGUAUCAUGUCGUCUACGCUGGCAGAUGUACCAACACGAUGAAAACCUCACAAAAACAAUUGUCAAAACUAAUAAGCCUAUGAGUGCAUCGUAUAAUUUUACAUUAGUAGACUUGGUAAAAACCACAAACCAAUAUCUGCUACUAUGGUACUUCACCAAGUGCGUAUUCUCUACUGUAAAAAAAAUUCGCUAUUAAUUUACUAUCUUCACUAAUAUUAAUAUUGUUGUUAUUACUUAUUAAUUCUGUG
This is a messenger RNA of Varroa destructor (honeybee mite), 4055 nucleotides long. RefSeq names its product RNA polymerase I subunit Rpl135 (gene Polr1B). Gene Ontology annotation, cellular component: nucleus. Gene Ontology annotation, biological process: DNA-templated transcription. NCBI's taxonomy places the organism in Eukaryota, Metazoa, Arthropoda, Arachnida, Mesostigmata, Varroidae. The record is from RefSeq and is a predicted model, not a curated record. Gene Ontology annotation, molecular function: DNA-directed RNA polymerase activity; ribonucleoside binding; DNA binding.